AUGCGGCUGCUCGGCGCCUUCCUGCGGCUGCUGGUGGCCGGGACGCUGGGGGCACCGCCCGCCCCGGCCCCGGAGGAACGGGGGACCGCCAGCACGGAGUCUCCCGUCCUUACCUUUCGGGAGAUCUGGAAUCGUAGCUUCUGCCGGCCUCUGGAGCAGCUGGUGGACGUCAUUACCGAAUUCCCCAACGAGGUGGAGUACAUUUUCAGACCCUCCUGCGUCUCUCUGCAGCGCUGCGGAGGCUGUUGUGGGGACGAGGGUCUCCGCUGCGUGCCCGUGGAGACGAGCACGGUCACCAUGCAGCUCCUGAAGAUAAAGCCGAACGGGGAGGCACCCUAUGUGGAGAUGGCGUUCACCGAGCACAAGCAGUGCGAGUGCAGGCCCCGGCAGGACCUGAUGAGGUUGGGAAGGAGGAGGUCCAAGGGCCGAGGUAAGAGAAGACAAGACAAGAAGGGACGGAAAGACUGUGAACUGUGUGGCACACCCCGCAGGUAGCCCCUGCCCUGCCCCAGCCUCGCUCCCACCAUGGGCCGAGCCAGCUGCCCCUGUCCCCAGCACGGGGCACUGUGGAGCCGUGUCCCUCCAGGACUCCAGCACGGAAGAGCUGACUGUUACUCCUGCUUGGCCCUGCUGGGAGCACCGCCUGGCACCAAGGACUCCCUUGCCCAUCUGCCCCACUGGCAGCAAGAGAAAAGGACUUGAGACCAAGCCUGGGGCUGAAGAUGAGGAGCUCAAGCAGUGUGCUGCUGUUUGAGGACAUUCUAGGGACAAUGAGGAGCCAAGCUGGUGCAUGUGCUGCUGGAACUGGCUGGGGAGGGGACAGCAUGAUGUGGCAGUGAGUGGAGAUGGCUCACAGGGCUGCACCUGCAGAACUUCUCUGUCCUGCCAGCGCUCUGCAGCUGGGGAGGAAGGAAACCUGGGGCAGGCAAGGCUGUAGGGCUGCAUCCGUCCCAGUUUUGGCACGGGGCAGGUGCCAGGGAUCUUGCCUGGGAAGCUGUUCUGCUUGGGAACAGAAGGGAACUGGGCUCCUCAUGUUUUUACAGCUGCAUCUCAGCUUUGCCCUGCUCAAUAAAAGCUGGUCAGACAUGGGAGCUGGCAGCUCCUGUCUGCAAGGCAGGGAACUUCUCCAUGGUCACCCACUCGGGCUGGAAUAGGGCUGUGACCCAGGGUUUGUCCCCAUCACCAAUCCUGCAGCACCAAGGGACUGCCCUUGCUGUGAUGCUGGAGAUGGGCAACCAGCAGGUUGCUCCCUGGGCUGGGGGCUAUCCUUGUGCUGGAGUUCAACUGGGUGCUGGGAGACCCUUGGGUGAGCUGCCCUUCCCCUCCACAGCACAGUGUGGGACUGGUACCUCUCCCUGUUCACCCUGCCCAUCCUGUGCUCACCCAUUCUCUUUUUUUGUUUGAAAGCUUCAAACAAAAGACCGGAGGGCAAGAUCUGCAAAGGUUUCAAGGUUACCCCUAAAUGAUGGGACCUGUGGUUUAUCCUGCUCUGAGGAACAAGAGUGGAGCCCAACCCAGCAAGAACUGGGGUCCAAGGUGGCUCCUUGCCACACCUGACAGAGCUGCCUGCGGUAGGGGUUACGUUAUGACUCUCCAAGCCGUAAUGCUGGUGUUGCCUGAGGCUGGGGACAUGGGGACAGGGCAGAUCCCUGCCAGGGGAAGCUGGAGGUGGGUGUUGAGGUUACGUGAACCUGCAUACUGCCAUCAUAUAGCAGGGAAUUGACUGUGUGAGUUGUAAUUGUGCAGCUGGGCAUUUCGUUCAGGAGCUUGCUGGAUCCCUUUUGGAUCCCAUUUCCAGGCAUCCACAGUGUCCUGGAGCACAGCCUACAUGGCCUUUGCCUCAAAAAUAGCCCAUGAAGUUCCUCCUUCACUACCUCACAGAUGAGGGGAACUCGCUGCUCCCCUUCCCACAUCACUCAAAGUCCGUGUGGACCAUGUGCUGGCCUGGUCCACACAGGCUUUCCCUGUCACUGUGUGUCAUUUCUGCCUGGCUGGCUCUGCUCUGAGGCCAAGGAGAACCAAGUGCAGCACUUGAGGAUGUAUGUGAUGGUUUCUGUAUUGUCUUUAAUACCCUGGUAGUAUUAUGUGUUUA
This is a messenger RNA of Melospiza georgiana, 2092 nucleotides long. RefSeq names its product placental growth factor (gene PGF). The record is from RefSeq and is a predicted model, not a curated record. The coding region runs from base 1 to 495 and encodes 164 amino acids. Gene Ontology annotation, cellular component: membrane. NCBI's taxonomy places the organism in Eukaryota, Metazoa, Chordata, Aves, Passeriformes, Passerellidae. Gene Ontology annotation, molecular function: growth factor activity; vascular endothelial growth factor receptor binding; chemoattractant activity. Gene Ontology annotation, biological process: vascular endothelial growth factor receptor signaling pathway; positive regulation of endothelial cell proliferation; positive regulation of protein phosphorylation. The transcript is spliced from 7 exons.